CGAAGCCUGAAGAGGUUGUGGAGUCGGGUGCAGGUAUAAUAAGGGCUUCAAACUUUCAAAUCAUAAGAACACUCGGAGACAUGGACAAGACUCGGAAUUGAUCCAUCUGGUAUCGGCCAGAACGGUGGAGAAGAGGGGAAGGAAAUGAAGGCACAACACCCACCCAACAAGGACUGGAUACUACAGUUCGCAGAAGACUUUAAGAAGAAAGCACAGCUGGGGGAUGGAUAUCAAGUUGUUACUCCCAAAGUACUUGUUGACGUUGACAAUCUUCGUUUGGAUGGGAAUAACUACGGUAUUUGGAGAUAUAAUAUGAAUGAACAUGUCCUAGAUAAUCUUAGAGGUGUGCUCUAUGGGCCACGCCCAAGUUUUGUGGUAGAAACAGAAGCAAGUGUUGAAGAAAUUGCUCGAUCAAUGGCUGCCGAACAGAAAUGGAAUGAGGAUGACGCCCUGUGUUUUCAUACAAUCUUGAACCAUCUAUCUGAUGAUCUUUUUCUUCAUUACUCAAAGAGGAGGAAGGAAACAAGUGCCAAGCAACUGUGGGAUGAGCUGAAAUUGAGGUUUGGAGGACACGAAUCUCGGGUUCAAAAGUACAUGGAAUUUCAUUUGCUCGAGGAGGAGGAACCAAUGUGGGAGCAAGCUGAAGAAAUGGAUUCAAUGUUCUUAGGUCUGGUUGAGUGUGACAAAAUGGCGAUAGAUGAGGAAUUUAAUGUGAAUGCAAUCAUCUCCAAGCUCCCCCCAUCUUGGGAGGAUGUGCUCAUCGAGUUGAUGCGCGAGGAGCAUCUGCCUGUUACAAAGCUGAUUCAUCGCUUGAAAGUUGAACAACAAUCACGCAUCAAUUAGUUAAUCACAAGAAAAGGAAGGUAGUAGUAAGCUUGGUUUUUUAUUACAUGUUUUGAGUUUUAAUGGUACCUUCCAUGCUUUGUUUUUCUUUUUAAAU
This is a messenger RNA of Prunus mume (Japanese apricot), 940 nucleotides long. RefSeq lists its product as uncharacterized. The record is from RefSeq and is a predicted model, not a curated record. Lineage: Eukaryota; Viridiplantae; Streptophyta; Magnoliopsida; Rosales; Rosaceae.